GCUCUCUUCCAACUCUCCUCCGUCAUCGCCAUCAUGACAAUUCGGUUCCUCGUCAACUUUGGCCUGUUGGCCUUGCCCAUCGCCAUCACAUUAGGCGUACUCAUUGGUCUUCAGAGCCAGCGUGAAGCAACAGGCGGUCCUCCCUUGUUCAAGCCUGAUCCCAAGCCGACCGGUCCCAAAAAGAAGACAGGCAUCACGACUGAGCAGCAUUGCCAAAAGUCAUAUGGUAUCCAUCCCGAAACCAAAGGUCAAGAAUAUACACUCAAUCCUAACCAGUGGGGUUGGGACGAAGGCGAUGAUGGCGGAUUAUGCUUAUAUGUCAAUAUGAACAACAACGAAACCUACGCCACAAACCACACUGCCCCUCGCUGGUCCGUAGUAUGGGAAUACCCUCAAGGUCCCGAAACAGCUCCUGUCCAUGCCUUCCCCAACAUCAAAGUCGACGGCGAUGUCUUCCCAGCCAAGCUCAGUUCCAUCGACAAGAUCGAAAUUGACUUUGAGUGGACGUACGCCGUCGGUAACAAGUCAGCCAAGGGCGCCAAGCAAGUAACCAAGACGGACCUCACAGAUCUCAAGGAUCAUUUGCUCAACGCCAACGUCGCGAUGGAUAUGUUCAUGGACAGUGACAAGACCAAGGCGCAGGACAGUGAGGAUGCGUCGCACGAAAUCAUGGUGUGGUUCGCAGCCAUUGGACCUGCUACGCAACCUCUCGGCUUCAACGUUGACGGGUCGAAUCCGCUUGCGAAAAAGACUCUUGACGGCACUGAAUUCAAACUGUACUACGAUAUUAACCAGGCCAAGCAAAAGGUCUUGACAUGGUACGCCGACACACCAGCCGAAAAGUUCGACGGUGACCUCUGGCCAUUAAUCGACGAGAUUCUCUCCAUGGACAACGCCGAUUACCCUUCCGCAUCAGAUUAUAUCGGAUAUAUGUCAUGGGGAACAGAAGCAUAUUCUGUCAACACAACCGUGACAUUUGACGUCCCAAGCUUGUCAAUAAACGUUGGAAAGAAGGCUUGAACAUCAUAGAUAUGCAUUAAUGUCUCUUUAUUUUUUUUGCUUACAUAUACCGAGUUAUUACCCAUCUAUAGAAUAAUAAAGCAGCGCAUUUGUUUAGUUACCAAGUCAAUUAUUUACUACAAGGCACGAGUUCAACAUGCACGAAACAAACAAAACGGCAGCCACGGUAACCAACCGUGAUAAACUCCCUUUUGCGCAGGUAAAAAGAGGGGAAACUAAUUACGCAAAACGCCGUGGCUUGUGAUGCAUGGCUAGGUCGUGGUGUGAGAAGAAAUGGCGUCCAAGUGGCGGACGGCGAGCGCGAAGAGUCUUCGUAUUCCUGUUGCUA
This is a messenger RNA of Fusarium graminearum PH-1, 1348 nucleotides long. RefSeq lists its product as uncharacterized. The record is from RefSeq and is a predicted model, not a curated record. Bases 34 to 1020 code for a protein of 328 amino acids. The transcript has 4 exons. Gene Ontology annotation, molecular function: cellulase activity. Gene Ontology annotation, biological process: polysaccharide catabolic process. Lineage: Eukaryota; Fungi; Ascomycota; Sordariomycetes; Hypocreales; Nectriaceae.